AUGUCCUGCUGGAACACUUCAGGCUGCCUGCUUAGCUUCCUGAAGCCUCUGUUUCCUCAUCUUAGAGACAUACUUGGAAUCGUAGGAGAGAGUCAAGGUGUGGGCAAGAGCAGUUUACUGUUACGUUUUGCAGACAACACUUUCUCAGGCAGCUACAUCACCACGAUUGGAGUGGAUUUCAAGAUCCGCACCGUGGAGAUCAAUGGGGAGAAGGUGAAACUGCAGAUCUGGGACACGGCCGGGCAGGAGCGCUUCCGCACCAUCACUUCCACGUAUUAUCGGGGGACCCACGGGGUCAUAGUGGUUUAUGACGUCACCAGUGCCGAGUCCUUCGUCAACGUCAAGCGGUGGCUUCAUGAAAUCAACCAGAACUGUGAUGAUGUGUGCCGGAUAUUAGUGGGGAACAAGAAUGACGACCCCGAGCGGAAGGUGGUGGAGACAGAAGAUGCCUACAAAUUCGCUGGGCAGAUGGGGAUCCAGCUGUUUGAGACCAGCGCCAAGGAGAACGUCAAUGUGGAGGAGAUGUUCAACUGCAUCACAGAGCUAGUCCUCCGAGCAAAGAAAGACAACCUAGCCAAACAGCAGCAGCAGCAGCAGAACGACGUGGUAAAGCUCACCAAGAACAGUAAACGGAAGAAACGCUGCUGUUAA
Molecule: messenger RNA, 651 nt
Organism: Orycteropus afer afer
Lineage: Eukaryota; Metazoa; Chordata; Mammalia; Tubulidentata; Orycteropodidae
Gene: RAB35
Product: RAB35, member RAS oncogene family
Exons: 6
Coding region: 1-651 (216 amino acids)
Biological process (GO): endocytic recycling
Cellular component (GO): plasma membrane; endosome membrane
Molecular function (GO): GTPase activity; GTP binding
Source: RefSeq, a predicted model, not a curated record